Molecule: messenger RNA, 948 nt
Organism: Volvox carteri f. nagariensis
Lineage: Eukaryota; Viridiplantae; Chlorophyta; Chlorophyceae; Chlamydomonadales; Volvocaceae
Exons: 5
Coding region: 1-948 (315 amino acids)
Molecular function (GO): sugar-phosphatase activity; beta-phosphoglucomutase activity
Source: RefSeq, a predicted model, not a curated record
AUGAGGUCCUUUUCCGCAUUGUUUUCCAGAGCUCUCCUCGCCACCCUUUUUUGUUGCUGGACGUCCGCGCUGCCGCCGCGCUCUGCUGCUGCCACCGCCGCCUAUGCUGUUGCUUCCUCUGCCGCCGUCGCGUUGGUGCUUUUACCGCAGACCGUCAGCCCGGGGCGACUUCAUGUGCACGAGGGUAUCUUACCGCAACGCGCCCGCGGUGCCGUAUUCGACAUGGACGGCACCCUGCUGGACACAAACGAUAGGCGUGUAGAGAGCUGGCAAGCCGCAUGUUCCCAACACGGCCUGCACAUGGACAAGCCCACCUACAUGGCGCUCACGGGCAUGUCGGGCCAAGAUAUCGUGGACAGGUUGUGCGCUGACCAGGGUGUUGACCUGCCCCUGGAGGCCCGCCGCGAUCUGGUGACGGAGGAGAACCGGCUGUUUAAGGAGCGCGGGCUGCCGGCUAGUCCCGCGGUGAGCCCCGUCCUGGAUGUGUUGGAUGAGGCCCAGAGGCGCGGCAUGAAGCUGGCGGUAUGCAGCGGGGGCACGAGGGACGCGGUGGAAAGGUCUCUGUCUGAGAGGGGCCUGGCCGACCGCUUUGAAGCCAUAGUCACCUCCGCUGAUGUGCCUCAUGCCAAGCCUGAGCCUGACAUCUUCCUGUUGGCUGCGGAGCGCCUGGGGCUGCGGCCGGAGCAGUGCGUGGCCUUCGAGGAUGCACCCAUGGGCAAGCAGUCCGCGCGAGCUGCGGGUUACCUUGCUGUGGUGGACGUUACUAAGCUGCCAGGUCACCCAGAUGGGGUUGGGGGCGGCGGGAAUGAUUCGGGGAGGGCAUUUUUUCAUGGCAAUUUGGACAAGCUGGUUUACGUUGAUCAGUCUGAAGGUUUUGUGACUAGCGAGCGUGGUCAAAAGUGCGGGUUGUUGACAGUUUGCGCCAAGCUAGUCGGGCUUGGUACAUAG